Osmerus eperlanus (European smelt) is the source of this 705-nucleotide messenger RNA. Its product is annotated as extended synaptotagmin-1-like. Gene Ontology annotation, biological process: immunological synapse formation; defense response to virus; T cell mediated cytotoxicity. Gene Ontology annotation, cellular component: membrane. NCBI's taxonomy places the organism in Eukaryota, Metazoa, Chordata, Actinopteri, Osmeriformes, Osmeridae. The record is from RefSeq and is a predicted model, not a curated record. Gene Ontology annotation, molecular function: wide pore channel activity. Bases 145 to 537 code for a protein of 130 amino acids. The transcript is spliced from 2 exons.
UGAAUGCACCCAAGGUUGUUAUCACCAUGUUGAUAGUGUGCCAGGUGGGCUUUAUAUAGACCAGAGAGACGUGCAGAAGGGCAUUCUGGGCUCACGACAGGAGAUCGUCCUGACGCCAUACAGCGAGCCAGUCCUCUGAGCAUCAUGGCUUCCUCUCUCACCCUGGGUGUGUUCCUCCUCUCUGCCCUGGCCACCGUCCACUGCGGAACCGUCAAAGUCUGGGGCCUGAAAGGAUCGGGGCUCAAUGGAGACGCCGCGGGCAACCAGCCUGACUGCUACGUGAGGGUGUUUUGCGCAGGCAAGGAUGGCGGCCAGACCUACAUCAUCGACAACAAUCGUAACCCCUCCUGGAACAGCGUGUUCACCUUCAGUAAGGUGGCACAGUCAGGUGCUAUUCUGAAAUUAGAGGUGUGGGAUAAAGACCUCAAGUACAACGACCAUCUAGGCACCUGCUCCCAUUCCAUCAGCCCUGGAACCCACUGGGGGCAGUGUUCCAUGAAGAAGGGAAGUUUAUCCUACUCUUACAGCUUCGAGUAGCAGCUGUCAGGCCAUUGGAAGGUCUUCACAUCCUGUGUGUUUAUUGGAAUCAGGCUUUCAUGUUAAGAGCCCCUGUUUAGUCCUGGCUGAAUCCCUGCAUCACAUUGCCUGUUUACUGUGCCACCCUGGUCCCUACAUUACCAAUAAAGAUCUUCUGCUGCUACAGAA